AUGUCAUUGGCGCUUCUGCUAAAGGAUCCGUCUCCCUUUCCCCCAGACACCCACCCAAACGCCACGAUUGCAUCGCACGUGUUAGCAGACGGCGAAGGCAAGUUGGGGAAACGCAAACUGUCCAGCUCGGACUUCUCGCAACCGUCGAAGAAAAUCAUGGCGGAAUCCAAAGACGUCGAUAUGGAGACCAAGAUGCAGGUGGACGAUUCGGUCGUAGGCAACAACGAUAUCGAUGAGUCUCUGUACAGCAGACAACUCUAUGUGCUAGGACAUGAGGCCAUGAAGCGCAUGGGUGCAUCGAACGUGCUGAUUGUCGGCCUGAAGGGUCUUGGUGUUGAGAUUGCAAAAAACAUUGCCCUGGCUGGUGUCAAGAGUUUGACGCUCUACGACCCCGCACCCGCCGCCAUCGCCGACCUCUCCGCCCAGUUCUUCCUCUCCACUGAAGAUGUCGGAAAGCCCAGAGCGGCCGUCACUGCGCCGCGAGUAGCUGAGUUGAACGCAUAUACCCCAGUUUCCGUUCAUCAGUCAAAUGACCUGACAACGAACCUCUCCCAAUUCGAUGGCUACCAAGUCGUUGUUCUUACAAAUACCCCCAUCAAGGACCAGAUAAUCAUCGGAGACUACCUACACCAGAAGGGAAUCUACUUGGUUGUGGCAGAUACAUUUGGCUUAUUCGGAUCGAUAUUCUGCGACUUCGGCGACAAGUUCACUGUCAUCGACCCCACAGGAGAGACUCCAGCCACUGGUAUCGUGGCUAGCAUCGACGAGGAGGGCUUGGUGUCUGCUUUGGACGAGACCAGACAUGGCUUGGAAGACGGAGACUAUGUGACCUUCACGGAGCUGCAGGGAAUGGAAGCCUUGAACUCAGCAGAGCCACGCAAGAUUACCGUCAAGGGCCCAUACACGUUCUCGAUCGGAGAUGUCUCUGGACUUGGACAAUACAAGAGAGGUGGUAUGUUCCAACAGGUCAAAAUGCCCAAAUUCAUCGACUUCAAGCCCCUGUCUGUUGCACUCAAGACCCCCGAGUUCCUCAUCUCCGACUACGCCAAGUUUGAUCGCCCUCAACAGCUCCAUAUUGGAUUUCAAGCUCUGCACGGGUUCGCUGAGCAGCAUGGCCGUUUACCCAGACCCCAAAACAAGGAGGAUGCUGCGAUUGUGAUUGGGUCUGCGGAGGCUUUUGCAAGAAAAGAGGGUUUGGAUGUCGAGAUCGACAAGCAGUUGCUUGGUGAGCUGAGUUUCCAGGCAACUGGAGAUCUGAACCCUAUGGCUGCCUUCUUCGGCGGUCUCGCUGCUCAAGAGGUGUUGAAGGCGGUCUCUGGAAAGUUCACGCCCGUCAACCAGUGGUUGUACUUUGAUUCGCUGGAGUCGCUGCCAGAGAAGUCUCCUAGAUCUGAGGAGCUCUGCAAGCCUCUAGGCUCUAGAUACGAUGGCCAGAUUGCCGUAUUCGGAAGCGAAUUCCAAGCAAAGCUGUCAAAUGUACAACAGUUCUUGGUGGGCGCUGGUGCCAUUGGCUGUGAGAUGCUGAAGAACUGGGCUAUGAUCGGACUUGCCACUGGACCAGAUGGAAAGAUCAGCGUGACAGAUAUGGACUCGAUCGAGAAAAGCAAUCUCAACCGACAAUUCCUGUUCCGACCCAAAGAUGUAGGCCAAUUAAAGAGUGAUUGCGCAGCUGCCGCUGUGCAAGUCAUGAACCCGGAUCUGAAGGGUCACAUCGAGGCGAUGAGAGAUCGAGUUGGCCAAGACACGGAGCACAUCUUCCACGAGAAUUUCUGGACUUCGCUAGACGGUGUAACGAACGCUUUGGAUAACGUUGAUGCCCGAACAUACGUCGAUCGUCGCUGCGUGUUCUUCCGCAAGCCAUUGCUGGAGAGUGGUACUUUGGGAACCAAGGGAAACACUCAGGUUGUCAUCCCCAACUUGACCGAAUCAUACUCUUCAUCUCAAGACCCUCCGGAGCAAUCGUUCCCCAUGUGUACCCUGCGAAGUUUCCCCAACAAGAUCGAGCACACCAUUGCGUGGGCUCGUGAGUUGUUCGAGUCGUCUUUCGUCAAGCCUGCAGAGACUGUCAACCUUUAUCUGAGCCAGCCAAACUAUAUCGAGACAACCUUGAAGCAAGGAGGCAACGAGAAGGCUACUCUGGAGCAAAUUCGGGACUACUUGGUCGAGGACAAGCCUCUGAGCGUCGAGGACUGCAUCAAGUGGGCUCGAUUGCUGUUCGAGAAGCAGUACAACAACGCCAUCCAACAAUUGCUGUACAACUUCCCCAAGGACUCUGUAUCUUCUAGCGGAGCUCCCUUCUGGUCUGGACCAAAGCGUGCCCCUGACGCACUCAAGUUCGACCCGAAUAAUGAGUUCCAUUUUACAUUUGUUAAGGCUGGAGCAAAUCUUCAUGCUUUUAAUUACGGUAUCAACACCAAGGGCUUGGAUGAGGCUACAAUCACGAAGGUCUUGGACAACAUGAUCAUCCCCGACUUCUCGCCAAAUGCUGCAGUGAAGAUUCAGGCUGAUGAUAGCGAGCCGGAUCCUAACGCCAAUGCCUCUGCAUUUGAUGACAACUCCGAGCUCGAAAAGAUCAUCGAGAAGCUCCCACCACCAAAGCAACUGGCGGGCUUCAAGCUCACCCCCGUUGAAUUUGAGAAGGAUGAUGACACCAAUUAUCAUAUCGACUUCAUCACCGCAGCAAGCAAUCUCCGUGCUGAGAACUACAAGAUCGAGCUUGCCGAUCGACACAAGACCAAGUUCAUUGCCGGAAAGAUCAUCCCUGCGAUCGCAACUACCACCGCGCUCGUUACCGGAUUGGUUAUUUUGGAGCUUUACAAAGUCGUUGAUGGCAAGAAUAAGCUCGAGGACUUCAAGAACGGCUUCAUCAACCUUGCUCUCCCCUUCUUCGGCUUCUCGGACCCCAUUGCCAGCCCCAAGGCCGUCUACAAGUCACACACCGGCGACGUCGCCAUCGACAAGCUCUGGGACCGCUUCGAGGUCGAGGACAUCACUCUCCAAGAACUCCUCGACUUCUUUGAGAAGAAGGGUCUCACUGUUACUAUGCUCAGCUCGGGCGUUAGUCUCUUGUAUGCGAGCUUCUUCCCCCCGGCGAAGCUAAAGGAUAGAUACCCGAUGAAGCUUAGCGAUCUGGUGGCGCGCAUCUCGAAGAAGCCGGUGCCCGAGCAUCAGAAGGCCGUCAUCUUUGAGGUUUGCGUGGAGGACCAGACGGGCGAGGACGUCGAGGUUCCCUUUGUUACGGUGAAUAUGCGCAAGUAG
Drepanopeziza brunnea f. sp. 'multigermtubi' MB_m1 is the source of this 3258-nucleotide messenger RNA. RefSeq lists its product as uncharacterized. Gene Ontology annotation, biological process: ubiquitin-dependent protein catabolic process; protein ubiquitination; DNA damage response. Gene Ontology annotation, molecular function: ubiquitin activating enzyme activity. The record is from RefSeq and is a predicted model, not a curated record. Gene Ontology annotation, cellular component: cytoplasm; nucleus. Lineage: Eukaryota; Fungi; Ascomycota; Leotiomycetes; Helotiales; Drepanopezizaceae.